AGGGGUUUUUUUUUCAAGAGAAGACAUUGCUGUUACUUAGAAAAAUUACUCCGCUACCAUGGCUAGCAAAAGAAAGUCAACCACUCCUUGUAUGGUACGAGCACCUGAAGCCACAGGGCAGGGAGUUUCUGAGGACAGUGAUGCAGCAAAUGCAGCUCCAGAGAAAGACGUGGGAGAUGAUUUGGCAGCUGGUAAGGAGAACUCCGAAAAUGACUGUGAAGUAAUUGAAGGGAAAUCUUCCCCAGCCAAUCCUUCCAAGAAAUCUCUUGGUGGUUAUGAAUGUAAGUACUGCCCCUACUCCACUCAAAACCUGAGCGACUUCACAGAGCACAUAGAUACGCAACACCCCAAUGUGAUCCUGAACCCUCUCUAUGUAUGCGCCGAAUGUAACUUUACGACCAAAAAGUAUGAUUUAUUAUCUGAGCACAACACAAAACUCCACCCAGGGGAAAACAACUUCAAGCUGAAAUUGAUCAAGCUCAACGAUCAAACUAUCCUAGAGCAGUCCAUUGAGGUAACACACAGCUCACUUGCAGUUGAGCCUCCUGAAUUUGAAGUAGCUCAUUUUGGGACAAGUGGUAUGAACAAAGCAAUACCAAUGAUUAGUGCUGGGAAGCCUAAAAGUGAGGCAAAGAAAGUUUCUAUAGACAGCUAUCGGGAUGGGAUUCAUCCUGCUGAGCCUAUCACUUGUAUUAAAGGAGCAGAGCUUCUCCAGGACAUCCUGGCUCACGUGAUGCCCUCUGUACAGCUCCCACCAAAUAUCAACCUUGUUCCUAAAGUCCCUGUACCAAUGAACAUUACCAAAUACAAUUCUGCACUGGACACUAAUGCAACUAUGAUCAAUUCCUUCAACAAAUUUCCCUACCCAACACAGGCCGAGUUGUCAUGGUUGACGGCAGCAUCCAAACACCCAGAGGAGCAGAUCCGAAUUUGGUUCGCUAUCCAACGUUUGAAGCAUGGCAUCAGCUGGUCUCCAGAAGAGGUUGAAGAGGCAAGAAAGAAGAUGUUCAACGGCACCAUCCAGGCAGCACCUCAAACCAUCACUGUUCUGCCAGCUCACGUCACUCCUGCCAAGAUGUCACAGCCACUCAUCCAAACAGCGAUGCCUUGUCAGAUACUCAGUCAGACUGGCCUGGUUUUGACACAGUUGUCAAAUGGCUCAAAUGCUUCCCCAGUUACUCUGGCUGUUGCCGCCAAUCACAGGCAGAAACGGAGCACACAGAACCAGUCAGCUGUUCCAGAAGCCAAGCGUCCACAUGUUGCCCCUUCAGAAGGCUUGUCGAAACAGAACACCCCUGCUGCUCCGACAAGCACAACCACAGCACCAUUGUCUCCUGUAGCGUCUAUACCAUCAAGUGACCGCAAGAAGACUAAGGAGCAGAUAGCAGCCCUGAAGACUAGUUUCCUCAUUAACCAGUUUCCUGACAGUUCUGAAGUUUACAGGCUGAUAGAAAUCACAGGUCUCUCAAGAAGUGAGAUCAAGAAGUGGUUCAGUGAUUACCGGUACCGGAGUCAAAAAGGAAUUGUCAACAUCUCAAGUGAAUCUAUACCCAUGGAUCAGAUAGCUCUUGCUGCUGCAAAGCAGGGACGUCCCUACAGUCUAUACUCAGACUUCGCUUUCCACAAGUUCAAAGGAAAAAGCCCAGAACAAUUUAGGAUCCUGGAGGAAAGUUUCCUUAAAAGCUCUUUUCCAACACAGAGUGAGUUGGAAAGACUCAGGAGUGAAGCCAAGAUGAGUAGACGAGAGGUUGAAACCUGGUUCAAUGAGCGAAGAAAGCUCAGAGAUAACAUGGAGCAAGCUGUCUUGGACUCAAUGGGAUCAAGCAUAAAGAAUAAAGAUCAAGGUGAUUCCAAUGGAGCACUAACUCAAACAGAAAAGUCUAACAUCUCCAAGGACUCAACAUCUCCAUGCAGGUGCCCUGCAUUUGCCACAAGCAGCCAGCAGCAGUCCCACUUACUGAAGAGCAUGUUUGCAGUAACUCAGUGGCCAUCUCCACAGGACUAUGAUGAGUUGGCAGCUCAAACGGGACUCACUAGGACUGAAAUAGUUCGCUGGUUCAAGGAGAAUAGGGGCCUUCUACGAACUGGCAAAUUAAAAUGGUUGGAUCAAUACCAACAACAAAGUGUAAUUGAUGGCUAUGACAAGCCAGAGGAGCCAAUAUCCACUGAGAGCGAGAAGAAAGAAAUUGAUGCAGUUCAGCAGCCUGAGGAGGAGCAUGAGAAGCUGGAAGAACAAAAGGCUGAAGGCAUGGUGAGAUCAGAAUGCAGUGAUCAAAACAGUCAAGACAAUGAUGAAAACCCAGAUGCUGGCAAUCUGAGUUUUAUCAAAGCAGCCAUAGACAAUGACAAUGACAACGAUGAUGCUUCAGACUGUAUGGACAACUGGAGUCAACCUGUGCCUGAAAGCAAAGCAGAUAUUGAUUCAGAAAGUCUGUCUGGUGAUAACUCUCACACCUAAACAGACAUAUCAUUCAGCUUUCUGGACAUCUAUCAACCUUGUGAUCUUGGAAGUGUGCUGGCGCUGACCCUGGGAUCAAAGGAGGCUUUUGGAAAAGGAUAUCAAAGUAUUGACUCCAGAAACUGAAGUCACAGUGAAAGACUAUCCUGCGGAGGGUCACCAGUUUCAUGAUGCCAAAGUCCCAUUUAGGGAUGUUCUUAAAAAGGGCCCUUGUACAUAGGCUUUCUUUGUAGUGCUGUUGACUUGCCUUCAUUGUGCACUUGCACUAACAAUACAGGGAAAGGCAGUACUGUUUCUGGUUGGUACUUAGUGCCAUUGCAUCCUCAAGAUCAGUUUGAUUUACACAUUUUAGAGGAACUAGUAACUAUUACACUACAGUGAAAUCAUUUGGAAACUUCUCGGUUUGCUUCAUCCAUGCAUAAUGAUAAGCUUCUGCCCCCAGGAGAGUUUGUCCAUCUCAACAUGGAACACUGAAGCAAUCCUGGGUCAGAUUGUCUGGUUUUCUUAAGAACCAUUUCCUUAGGACCUGGGUUGGUUUUGUUCUUCUGCAUGCAAAAAAGCCUUUGAGGCAGUGGGAGAGCAUAUUGCUUACCAAUUACCCAUAACUCAUCAUAAGCCAAAACAUCUGGACUGUGGAGCCCUGAGUUAAUAGGACACUGCCAUUUCUUGUUCCAAAUGACUUUCUUUUUCUAUUUCUAGAGUACCAUCAAAAAACAACAAGACUUUUCAAUGGAGGGCUUACGCUUCUUUGUAACGGAACUUGUUUGUAUUUCUUCAUUGGUGCAAAGACAGAGACACUUAUUUUUGUCAGCCGUAGGUGCUAUUGUGCACAAAACAGAUUCUCAAACUCUCACCUAUACAUUUUUAGCUUUGUUUCUAGGUGUCCCGUCCCCACAUCCAAUUGCAUUUUUGUUCUUCAUCUGCUAGAAGGAGAGUGAUAAAAACGAAAGGAUAAAGACUUGCCUGGGAGAAACCUUUUUAAAGACAACUUUGCUACAGUUUGGAGAGAAUGGUCCAUUUUCACCCUGUAUGAGCUGCACAAACCUAAUAUUAGGGAGUUUGAAUUAAAGAGAAAAGUUUUCUAA
This is a messenger RNA of Anolis sagrei ordinatus, 3543 nucleotides long. Lineage: Eukaryota; Metazoa; Chordata; Lepidosauria; Squamata; Anolidae. The record is from RefSeq and is a predicted model, not a curated record.